Hibiscus syriacus is the source of this 489-nucleotide messenger RNA. Its product is annotated as probable 26S proteasome non-ATPase regulatory subunit 3. The coding region runs from base 90 to 458 and encodes 122 amino acids. The record is from RefSeq and is a predicted model, not a curated record. NCBI's taxonomy places the organism in Eukaryota, Viridiplantae, Streptophyta, Magnoliopsida, Malvales, Malvaceae. The transcript is spliced from 3 exons.
UUAUUCGCUUCGUACAUUUAUAGGACAUUCAGGUAACGUUAUGUCACUUGACUUCCAUCCAACUAAAGAUAAUCUUAUCUGCUCUUGUGAUGGUGACGGUGAAAUACGAUAUUAGAGUAUCAACAAUGGGAGCUGUGCAAGACGUUUCAUGUUUCUUUAUACAUAAUGUUAUCUCGUUUCAGGCGAAGGCAUGCUCCUCUGCAAGCAUUGCUCGGCUGAAGAAUCUGAAUAGGAGGACCUUCGAUGUCCUAGCUGCGAGAUUGUACUUUUAUUAUUCUCUUUGCUAUGAACUCACGGGUAGCCUUGCUGAAAUUAGGGGGUAUGUGUUGAAGAAGAUCCGGCUGGCCAAGCAAACAGACAAGUUUAAGCGUACAGCUCACCAAGAGAUGGAAUUGAUUGCAAGACUAAAUAAUCCGUAUAUUGUUGACUACAAAGAUGCUUGGGUUGAUAUAAGGUGAAAGAGAUACAUUACUGUUUGGAUUUAUGGUU